UUCCACACGAGGAGAAAGGCGGCGCCGGCGUGCGGCGUGAAGGGGAAAAGUCGCCCCCUCACUAGUGCGGCUGCGCGGGUACCGGGAUCGCGGCAGGGGCGCGGUGCCGGCGGCAGUGGAGCGUGCGCGAGUGCGGGCGCGCCCGGGGACUGAUGGCGGAAGUGGAUCUGGUCGCCGAGUUUCCCAAACCUGCGGAUGCUGCGCGCUACGCCGAGGUUAUGGCUCGCUUCGCCGCCAGGCUGGGCGCGCAGGGCCGGCGGGUGGUGUUGAUCACGUCCGGCGGUACCAAAGUUCCCCUGGAAGCCCGGCCAGUGCGCUUCCUGGACAACUUCAGCAGCGGGCGGCGCGGGGCUACCUCGGCCGAGGCCUUUCUGGCCGCGGGUUACGGGGUCCUGUUUCUGUACCGCGCUCGUUCCGCCUUCCCCUUUGCCCACCGCUUCCCGCCCCAGACCUGGCUGUCGGCGCUGCGGCCCUGCGGCGCAGCCCCUUCGGGUUUGCUGAGCCUGGAGGCCGAGGAGAAUGCACUUCCGGGCUUCGCGGCGGCUCUGCGGAGCUACCAAGAGGCUGCGGCUGCCGGCACCUUCCUGUCCGUGGAGUUCACCACUUUGGCGGACUAUUUGCAUCUGCUGCAGGCUGCGGCCCAGGCGCUCAAUCCGCUGGGCUCUUCUGCGAUGUUUUACCUGGCUGCGGCCGUGUCAGAUUUCUAUGUUCCUGUCUCAGAAAUGCCUGAACACAAGAUCCAGUCAUCUAGGGGCCCACUGCAGAUAACAAUGAAGAUGGUGCCAAAAAUGCUUUCUCCUUUGGUUAAAGACUGGGCUCCUAAAGCAUUUAUAAUUUCUUUUAAGUUGGAGACUGACCCUUCCAUCGUAAUUGAUCGUGCACGGAAUGCUUUGGAAGUUUAUCGACAUCAAGUGGUGGUGGCCAAUAGCCUUGAGUCACGACGGUCCUCUGUGGUUAUUUUAACAAAAGACUCAGAAACCAAGAUAUUGCUGUCAGAGGAAGAAGUAGAAAAAGGCAUAGAUAUAGAAGAGAAGAUAGUGGGUGAUCUUCAGUCUCGACACACAGCUUUUAUACAUGACAACUGAAGUAAAAAAAGACUUUGUAGGAUCAAAAAUUGUUCAGUGGAUCAGGGCUCUUAUAACUGGUAAAAACAAAUCCUUUGCUUUCAUAAAGACAAAAAAAUGAAGGGAAAAAACUGAGUGGUAUGCAGGUGAAUAUAGUUUGGUAUUUGUCUUUUAAAGAUCAUUUCAUACUCAAUAAAAAUGAAAACAAAAGCAACGCACUUAUGACCAAGCCACCUGACACACUCAUCUGAUUGUCACCUGGAUUUUGAAAAUGAACAUGAGCUGUUCCUCACCUUUAAAAAAAGAGCUUAUUGGGAAUUAUAUUUCUCGGCAUAUACCUGUGAGGCCUGAAUAUCAACCUUCUUCAUAAUAUGAGAAGGAUUAUGGAUGCAUGAAUGGCCAUGCCUUAAAGAUCAAAUAUUUCGUGAUGCCUACCAUGUGGUAGGCCCUGAGGAUUAUGAGGGUUAAAAAGAUGAAUAAAUAUGUCUCUGGGAAAUGGAUGUAUGAAAAAUAAAGUGCAAUAAAGUGUGUGCCCAAAAGCCAA
This is a messenger RNA of Zalophus californianus (California sea lion), 1608 nucleotides long. It is a transcript of the gene PPCS, whose product is annotated as phosphopantothenoylcysteine synthetase. Gene Ontology annotation, biological process: coenzyme A biosynthetic process. NCBI's taxonomy places the organism in Eukaryota, Metazoa, Chordata, Mammalia, Carnivora, Otariidae. Gene Ontology annotation, cellular component: nucleus; cytoplasm. The record is from RefSeq and is a predicted model, not a curated record. The transcript is spliced from 3 exons. Bases 153 to 1085 code for a protein of 310 amino acids. Gene Ontology annotation, molecular function: phosphopantothenate--cysteine ligase activity.